This is a messenger RNA of Fusarium graminearum PH-1, 1938 nucleotides long. RefSeq names its product serine hydroxymethyltransferase. Bases 75 to 1529 code for a protein of 484 amino acids. Gene Ontology annotation, biological process: L-serine catabolic process; folic acid metabolic process; tetrahydrofolate interconversion. The transcript is spliced from 4 exons. Lineage: Eukaryota; Fungi; Ascomycota; Sordariomycetes; Hypocreales; Nectriaceae. Gene Ontology annotation, cellular component: cytoplasm. Gene Ontology annotation, molecular function: zinc ion binding; cobalt ion binding; pyridoxal phosphate binding. The record is from RefSeq and is a predicted model, not a curated record.
CUCACUCACUCAUCCACCUCUAAAGGAACAUAUCACCUGUUUCUUUUCAUAUCUACAUCCAACCAAACUUCACAAUGUCUCCCACAAACGCCGAGUAUGCGCUCUCCGAGUCGCACAAGGAGAUGCUCGAGAAGUCUCUCCUCGACUCCGACCCCGAGGUUGCCUCCAUCAUGAAGGAUGAGAUCCAGCGCCAGCGCGAGUCCAUCGUCCUCAUCGCCUCCGAGAACAUCACCUCCCGUGCCGUCUUCGACGCCCUUGGUUCUCCCAUGUCCAACAAGUACUCUGAGGGUUACCCCGGUGCUCGUUACUAUGGUGGCAACCAGCACAUCGAUCAGAUCGAGCUUCUCUGCCAGCGUCGUGCCCUCGAGGCCUUCCACCUCGACUCUGAGAAGUGGGGUGUCAACGUCCAGUGCCUUUCUGGAUCUCCCGCCAACCUCCAGGUCUACCAGGCUAUCAUGCCUCCUCACGGUCGUCUCAUGGGUCUUGACCUCCCCCACGGUGGCCAUCUUAGCCACGGUUACCAGACCCCCGCCAGGAAGAUCUCUGCUGUCUCUACUUACUUCGAGACCAUGCCCUACCGUGUCGACCUUGACACCGGUAUCAUUGACUACGACACCCUCCAGAAGAACGCUAUCCUCUACCGCCCCAAGGUCCUGGUCGCCGGUACCUCUGCCUAUUGCCGUCUCAUCGACUACGAGCGCAUGCGCAAGAUCGCCGACUCCGUCGGUGCUUACCUCGUUGUCGAUAUGGCCCACAUCUCUGGUCUUAUCGCCGCUGAGGUCAUCCCCACCCCCUUCAAGUACGCCGAUAUCGUUACCACCACCACCCACAAGUCCCUCCGUGGUCCCCGUGGUGCCAUGAUCUUCUUCCGCAAGGGUGUCCGCUCCGUCGAUGCCAAGACUGGCAAGGAGACUCUCUACGACCUUGAGAACCCCAUCAACUUCUCCGUUUUCCCUGGUCACCAGGGUGGUCCUCACAACCACACCAUCACUGCCCUGGCUGUUGCCCUGAAGCAGGCUGCCAGCCCCGACUUCAAGGCCUACCAGGAGAAGGUUGUCUCCAACGCCAAGACCCUGGAGAACACCUUCAAGGCUCUCGGCCACAAGCUCGUCUCUGACGGAACUGACAGUCACAUGGUCCUCAUUGACCUCCGCCAGCACAACCUUGACGGUGCCCGCGUUGAAGCCGUUCUCGAGCAGAUCAACAUUGCUUGCAACAAGAACUCCAUCCCCGGUGACAAGUCUGCCCUUACUCCUUGCGGUAUCCGUAUCGGUACCCCCGCCAUGACUUCUCGUGGUUUCGGCGAGAAGGAGUUCGAGCGUGUCGGCAAGUUCAUCGACGAGGCCAUCAAGAUCUGCAAGGAGGAGCAGGCUGCCCUCCCCAAGGAAGCAAACAAGCUCAAGGACUUCAAGGCCCGCGUUGCCAGUGGUGAGGUCCAGAAGAUCAACGAUUUCCGAAAGGAGAUUGCUUCUUGGUGCAGCGCCUUCCCCCUCCCCGUUGAGGGUUGGCGCCUGGACGCCAGCAUCUAAGAUGCUCGGCACUAGAUUCUACUGCUCUUUCAUAGGUUAUCCAUCUCUCAACAUGAUGUGAUGCCUUAGCAUGGAGACGCAUUUAACAUGGAUGAGGCAAAUGGCGAAACGUUCAACAAGCAUGCAUUUCAUCACGGCGCAAAUACCUAGUUUUUUUUUUUUUAGUUUUGGGAAAGGAAUUUUACUUCAGAUCGGGAUAUGUGUGAGCAUCCUUCAACAAGAUGGAUCCGCUGGAAAAAGAUGGUGUGGGAGUUGGGUUACCUUAUGAUAUCUAGAAGAUCAUUUGAUCUUCUCUCUGGCCUUUUCGACAUCACAUCUAUGUGGUAUGGUGUCGAGACAAGCCAGAAACAACACUCCGUUAGGGGGUAGCAGACAGUUAAAAUACAACCAUUGGUUAAAUGUCUGAAAC